AUGUCCAACUCUUCUCUUAUGAUGAUCCGCAUGUCGGAGCAGUCUCCAGACACAGCCCCAAAGUACAUUGGCUCUGCAGUGGCCUUGGCACUGAUGACGGCUUUCUUCUAUCAACAAGGGUACGCCACGCACGACUCGACAGUUUGCCUGGUUAUCGCUAUCAUUUGUCUCGUCGCGACUGUGGCCAUCACUAUCGUACUGGCCAUUAAGUGCCCCCAGUCAGCCAAUGACUCGCUUUACUUUUCGGCUCCGCUUGUGCCAUUCAUCCCGAUGACCUGCAUCCUCGCCGACUUCUAUCUGGUUGCACAGAUCCCUAAUUUGGGUCUUAUCCUCGGUGUUGCCUGGGUGCUGGCUGGUGUUCUCUCGUACUUCGUGUACGGCCAGCAACACGCUGCUAGUCGCAAUGGCUGGGCCGAGUUGUUGCAGUAUCACUUGCCCAGUAUCCACAGCGCCGGCGACGACAGCUACGUCGGCUUGCGUCCUUCACUUAAUGAGGUGCGUCCUUCGAUGAACUCGAUGGUCAAGGACAACUAG
Messenger RNA from Phytophthora infestans T30-4, 534 nucleotides. RefSeq lists its product as uncharacterized. The coding region runs from base 1 to 534 and encodes 177 amino acids. NCBI's taxonomy places the organism in Eukaryota, Oomycota, Peronosporomycetes, Peronosporales, Peronosporaceae. The transcript has a single exon. The record is from RefSeq and is a predicted model, not a curated record.